Messenger RNA from Symbiodinium natans, 921 nucleotides. Lineage: Eukaryota; Dinophyceae; Suessiales; Symbiodiniaceae. The record is from the annotation of a GenBank genome assembly.
AUGUUGAAUCCGGCCAUUGCGCUGGGCCUUCCAUUCAUCAGCCACGAGUCGAACGUAAUGUACGGCAUCGCCUACGCCUUGGCCGAGCUGCUUGGCGCCUUUCUCGGCACGCAGCUCUUCACCAUCCUUAGAGCCGGCUCAGAGGACUGUUGCUGCAACGUUGAGGAGCACUUGGAGAUCUGCAUGCCGCGGAUAUCGGCCCGACUUCUCGGCGAAGGGUUGGGCACGUUCGCUGUGGUUCUCACUUUCGGGCUGAACGUGAUCGGGAACUCGGAAGCAACAGCAUGGUCAACAGCAGCUGCUUUGACAAGCAUGAUCUAUGCUCUUGGGAAGAUCUCUGGGGGCUAUUUCAAUCCUGCUGUGACGCUCGCGGUUGUCUUGAGCGGCCGCAGCAAAUGCUCCGUGGUCGACGGCUGUGCCUACUGCGGAGUUCAGGCUGCUGGAGCAGUUGUCGCCGCUAUCAUCGUUGCAUUUUACCGCUUUGCGGCGCCCAAUCUCUGGCAACCCUUGACCUUGCCGUCGUGGCAAGAGUACGGGGUGGCGACGGUUGGCAUCUCCGAAGGUGUUUUCACCUUUGUGUUGGCUUACGUGGUCCUUGCUUGCUCCACCGUGACCGUCCUGCCUGCUGGAAAGACGCGCCAGAACUUCUACUUCGGCCUGGCUGUGGGCUUCUGUGUCAUGACUGGCGGAUUCACUGUUGGCCCCGUGACGGGUGGGAUGCUGAAUCCGGCGGUCUCCGUUGGUGUGGUGACGCUCGGCCUGUUCGAAGAGCAGAUUAUGCAGGCGCGACGGCUCCUGCUGGCCGUGGCCGUGUGCCUCAAGCUGACCGCAUUUCAAUGUACGGGAGGUCUUAUGGCAGCUGUGGUCUUCCGCAUCACGCACCCGAGCGAAUACAGCAAGGCUCCGCUCCUCGGGCAGUGA